AUGCUUCUUGGCAACAACCAUUUUUCUGGUCAACUCCAUGAAUUUUCAAAUGUUUCUUCCUUCCUGCUGGAAGAACUUGAUUUGAGUAGCAACUACUUGGAAGGGCCAAUUCCCGUUUCUAUCUUUGAACUCCAAGGUCUUCAUACCCUAUCACUUUCUUCAAACAACUUCAAUGGCUCAUUCCAGCUUAAUGUGAUUCAACUGUUGAGAAAUCUUACAACUUUGGAUCUUUCUUAUAACAACUUGUUGAUUGAAUAUAAUGGAACUAAUUCCUCGUUAUCCUCCUUUCCCCAAAUUGAGAAAUUGGUUUUGGCUUCUAACAGGUUGAAAAUAUUUCCUGAAUUAUUGAGAAACCAAGCCAAUUUAGUGUAUCUAGACCUUUCAGAUAACCAAAUACAUGGGGAGAUACCCAACUGGUUUUGGAAACUUCCUAAACUUUCUUUUGUAAAUCUCUCAUGUAACUACCUUGAGGGACCAUUACUCAAUCUUUCUUCAAAACCUUUGCUAGACCUUCACUCCAACCGAUUCCAGGGGCAACUCCCAACUCCUCUACCAUUUUUUAAUUAUCUGGACUUGUCAAGGAAUAAUUUCAACUCUGUUAUACCAGUGCUGAACUCGUCAUGGAAUGACAGCAAUCGUAGUAAUAUUUUCUUAUCUCUUUCAAACAAUAAAUUCCAUGGGCAAAUCCCUGAAUCAAUAUGCAAUGCUACAUUUAUUGGGGCUCUAGAUCUGUCUAAUAACUCCAUAAAUGGAACAAUUCCCCAUUGCUUCUCUUCAAUGAGUAAAAGUUUAUGGGUUCUAAAUCUAAGGAGAAACAACCUCACUGGCAAAAUAUCUGAUACAUUUCCAAGUGAUUGUAGUUUACAAACUCUGAAUGUCAAUAAAAACCUACUAGAAGGUGUGGUACCAAAGUCUCUUGCCAAUUGCACACAUUUGGAGGUAUUGGACAUUGGGAACAACCAGAUACAUGAUUCCUUCCCUUGUCACUUGAAGGGCAUGUCUAAUUUGCGGGUCCUAGUCUUGCAAUCGAACAAAUUUUAUGGAUCUGUUGGUUGUGCAGGGCCAAAUGUUACUUGGCCGAUGCUUCAAAUUGUAGACCUAGCCUCUAACAACUUUAGUGGUAAGCUAUCAAUAAAAGCCUUGGCCAACUCAGAUGCAAUGAUGGUUGAUAAUGAGGCUCAGUCAGAGCUCAAUUACCUCCAUUUUCAAGACUAUGAAUUGUAUUAUCCAGAUGUAAUAACUAUUACCUUGAAACAUGAGGAGAUUGAGUUGUUGAAGAUUCUUACCAUUUUAACUUUAAUUGACCUUUCAUGCAACAAUCUUGAAGGGCCAAUACCAGAAGAAAUAGGAGUACUCAAAUCCUUGAACAGUCUCAACUUGUCGCACGAUGCUUUCACAGGCCUAAUCCCACCAUCUCUGGGAAAAUUAAGUAAACUUGAAUCACUGGACUUAUCAAGCAACAAGCUUAUCGGUGAGAUCCCUAUGCAACUUGCAAAUAAUCUUACUUUCCUUUCAGUAUUAAACCUCUCGUUUAAUCAAUUGGUUGGGCCAAUUCCAUACAUCAAGCAAUUUGCAACAUUUUUGGAAACUUCCUUUGAGGGGAACAAAGGAUUAUGUGGGUCCCCUUUGAAGAUAACAUGCACCUCUACAAAGCCAAGUUCGCCACCUCCAACAUUCGAAGAUAGUAACUCAAAUUCUCGGCCUUUAAUUGACUGGAAUUACCUAAGUGUAGAACUGGGAUUUGUUUUUGGCUUGGGGAUGAUCAUUUGGCCUCUUGUGUUUUGUAAGAGGUGGAGGAUUUGGUAUUGCAAACACGCUGAUGACAUUUUAUUCAGGAUCUUCCCACAGCUGUACCUUGGAGGAAACCAAUACCGAGGAAUCCGAGCACAUAGGAGUGUGGGGCGGAGGCAGUAG
Molecule: messenger RNA, 1914 nt
Organism: Quercus lobata
Lineage: Eukaryota; Viridiplantae; Streptophyta; Magnoliopsida; Fagales; Fagaceae
Product: receptor like protein 26-like
Exons: 1
Coding region: 1-1914 (637 amino acids)
Molecular function (GO): protein binding
Source: RefSeq, a predicted model, not a curated record